This is a messenger RNA of Penicilliopsis zonata CBS 506.65, 1770 nucleotides long. RefSeq lists its product as hypothetical. The record is from RefSeq and is a predicted model, not a curated record. Lineage: Eukaryota; Fungi; Ascomycota; Eurotiomycetes; Eurotiales; Aspergillaceae. Gene Ontology annotation, molecular function: protein binding. Gene Ontology annotation, biological process: SCF-dependent proteasomal ubiquitin-dependent protein catabolic process. The coding region runs from base 1 to 1770 and encodes 589 amino acids. The transcript has 3 exons. Gene Ontology annotation, cellular component: SCF ubiquitin ligase complex.
AUGCCCCGCACACGCCACGCCACUCGUUUCUCGAGCGAAGCUCCCUCCGAAUCGUCUUCGUCAACAUCGCCGGAACGCGCGGCCGACGAUGAUACCGAUUUCUUUAUGGCCCAGGCCAACGACUCCGAGUCGUCGAUUGGCGUUGCGAACUUUCGCGACGUCCAUAUGCAGCAGAGUGGACGGAAUGUCGUGCUGCCGCCGAUCGGCCGCCUGCCGCCGGAGAUCUUGAUUGCCAUCUUCUCGAAGCUGAGCUCGCCGACGGAUAUGCUGAACUGUAUGCUGGUCUGUCGAGGCUGGGCGGCAAAUUGCGUCGGGAUUUUGUGGCACCGGCCGUCAUGUAACAACUGGGACAAUUUGAAGAGCGUGGCCGCGUCGGUGGGCAAGACGGACAGCCUAUUCGCCUAUUCGGAGCUCAUCAAACGGCUGAACCUCUCGGCGCUAACAAAAGAUGUGAGCGAUGGCACUGUCGUGCCGUUCACGCAGUGCAAGCGCAUCGAACGCCUGACCCUGACCAACUGCUCGGAACUCACCGACAAGGGUGUCUCGGAUCUGAUCGAGGGCAACCGCCAUCUACAGGCGCUGGACGUCUCCGACCUGCGCUCCCUCACCGAUCAUACCAUCUUUACUGUCGCCCGGAACUGUCCACGACUCCAAGGGUUAAAUAUCACCGGGUGUACCAAGGUGACGGACGACUCGUUGAUUACCGUUUCGGAAAACUGCCGGCAGAUAAAGCGGUUAAAAUUGAACGGGGUAAGCCAAGUCACACACCGAUCAAUCGCGUCCUUUGCGCAGAACUGCCCCUCGAUUCUGGAAAUCGACCUUUUUGACUGCAAGCUCGUCACUAGUCCAUCUGUGACUGCCUUGCUCAGCACGUUACGCAAUCUCCGGGAGCUGCGACUUUCACAUUGUACGGCGAUCGACGACUCCGGCUUUCUCAACCUGUCACCGCACCUGACAUUCGAUAGCCUGCGGAUCUUGGAUCUCACCGCGUGCGAAACCAUUCGAGAUGACGCCGUUGAGCGCAUCGUGAGUGCCGCCCCGCGGCUACGGAACCUGGUUUUGGCCAAAUGCCGGUUUAUCACAGAUCGCUCCGUCCUCGCCAUCUGCAAGCUGGGGAAGAACCUGCAUUAUGUACACCUCGGCCACUGCUCCAACAUCACUGACGGGGCGGUGAUGCAACUCGUCAAGUCGUGCAAUCGGAUUCGAUACAUCGACCUGGCCUGCUGUACGCGUCUGACAGAUCGGAGCGUACAGCAGCUGGCUACUUUGCCAAAACUGCGACGCAUCGGCCUGGUCAAAUGCCAAGCCAUUACUGAUCAGAGCAUUCUGGCCCUGGCACGUCCGAAGAUUUCUCCGCACCCGAUGGGCGUCAGCAGCCUGGAGCGGGUGCAUCUGAGCUACUGUGUGCACCUGACCAUGAAGGGGAUCCAUGCCUUGCUCAACCACUGUCCGCGAUUGACACAUCUGAGUCUCACAGGCGUCCAGACCUUCCUUCGCGGGGACCUGACUGCGUUCUGCCGCGAAGCGCCUUCAGAGUUCACGCCGCUGCAGCGCGAGGUAUUCUGUGUCUUCAGCGGCGAAGGUGUGAACCGUCUCCGUGAUUUCCUAAACCAAGCCCCUAUCUCGACCGCGGUGGAUGAGACCGAGGCCACCAUGUAUGACGAUGAUGAAGAGUUGGACGAAGAUGAAGGUCAGGUCACCGGCCUGAUGCAUGCGACUGCCAUUAAUGACGAAGACUACAUUGACAUCGGGCCUCCUCCCCACAGUUGA